AUGGCACAAAUCAUGUCUCCAACAGAAGCUUCUGGACAAAACACCAACGUUAUCGAAAUCACUGAUAGCGACGACGAAGAUACCCCGGCUCAGCAAGCACCGACACGACUGACAUCGACGCCUGCUCGAGGCACGCCUGAUGACCCCAUUAUGCUCGACGACGAAGACAGCAGUUCAUAG
Molecule: messenger RNA, 180 nt
Organism: Malassezia globosa CBS 7966
Lineage: Eukaryota; Fungi; Basidiomycota; Malasseziomycetes; Malasseziales; Malasseziaceae
Exons: 1
Coding region: 1-180 (59 amino acids)
Source: RefSeq, a predicted model, not a curated record